AUGCGCGCGGGGUCUCCCCGCGGGGUCGCCGCCGCGGCGACGGCGCCCGCGCAUCCCGCGCGCGCGGACGAGCUCUCCGGCCGAGCCCUCCUCCUCCUGUUCCUCGCGUUCCUCGCCGCGGACGCGUGCCUCACGCCGGUGUUCCUGUCGUCCAGCGACGCCGCGCCGAGACGCGAUGACGCGCCGUCGUCGUCCGCGACCGCGUCCGCGACGUCGUUCCGCAGGGACGUCGCCGUGUUCGGGACCGCGCUGUUCACCGCGGCGACGACGCUCAGCGUCGUGAGCGCGCUGUGGGCGACGCAUCCGGCGCGGAGACGCCACUUCUGGUCCGCGACGUACGUCAACGCCGUCGCGGGGGUGGCGCACCUUCAGAUGAUGCGAGGCGGAGAGUGGUGGCUCGUCGGCGACGCGCGCACCCGCGGGGACCUUCCGAGCGGGUUGCGGCUCCUAUCGUGGUUCUUCAGCACGCCGGUGAUGAUCGUCCUCAUGCGACAGUUCCACGGACUCGCGAGGAAGCCCCCGCUAUCGUCGUUGACGACGGUCUCCAAGAGCGCCUUCAAGGGCGGUAAGAAGGGCGGUAACCGCGCCGCUGCCGACGGCGGCGGCGCGGCCAAGGCGAAGACGCGCGCGUCGUCGUCGUCGUACGCGCCGCCGCCGGCGAGUCACCUCGCGUGGGGCACCGUCUUCAUGCUCGCGUGCGGGUGCGGCGGGGUCAUCGCGCCGGGGAUGCCGCCGCCGAUCGCGCGCGUCCUCGUCGUCCUCGGCGGCGGCGCGUUCGCGUGGGUUUUGACGCAGAUGGUACGGAUUUUGCUCGGCGCCGCAGAGGGCAGCGCGUUCGACAGCGUCCGACGCGACCGCGGCCGGAUCCGCGUCCUCGUGUUUAUUAACGUCUGCGCGUGGUGCGUUUUCCCGCUCGUGUUUCUCGCGCGCCGCGCGGGACUCAUCGACGACGACGAGGCGCACUUGGGGUUCUCCGCGGGCGACGGCUGCGCGAAGUUUUCUCUCUCCGCGCUCUACCUCGUCGGCUGCGGCCGCAUCUUGGAUCUCGCGGAGGAGGACGUCCGACGACGCGUGCAAGAGGGCAUGGCGGAUCAGCUCGCGUUCUACCACUCCCUGUCGUUCGAGCUGAGACAGCCGCUCAGCGCGGUCAUCGGGUUCGGGCAGCUCGCGUUGGAGUACCCCGGACCCGAGAAGGUGCCGAGCGCGGUGCGGGAUUUUCAACGCGCCAUCUUAGCGUCCGCGGAGUCGAUGCGAUCGCUCGUCGUGCAAGCGAGCGAGUACAGCCGUCUGGAGGCGGAGAUUCGCAACCUCGGGAUACUGAAGCGCCCCGCGAUCGAUCGCGACGAGAACGCCGAGGGCGAUGGCGAGGUUAUGGGCUUCUCGCCGGCGACGUUGCUCGACGACGUGAUGACGUCGGCGACGACGGCGCUGACGCUCGGCGUCGAGGUCGUCGUCGAGACGAGACCGAAGACGUUGCUGAGAGCGGCGCCGUCGACCGCGAAGACGACGUUCGUCGGGAACGUCGACGCGCUCAGGGACUGCCUCGUGACGCUGACGCAGGGCGCGUGCGCGUGUCGGGAGAGUAAAGAGGGCGACUGCGGCGGCGCCGUGCGGUGCGUGAAACUUCUCAUGGAGCUCGGCGACGCGACGAGCGACGAGGACCACUUUCACGGCGCGACGUACUCGGAAGCGACGUUUACCGCGUUCGUGCCCGUGAACGGCGUCCCGAGCUCGAGCUCGAAGGGCCCAGGCGCGAGCGCGCCGUCGUCGUCGUCGCCGUCGUCGCCGUCGUCGUCGCGACGCGUCGUGAGCUGCCGGCACCUGGACGAAAUGGGCAUGGACGCGGCGAAGAACAAGAUGCUCGGCCUCUCCAUGACCGUCGCGCGCGCGGUCGUGGAGGCCAUGGGCGGCGACUUAUCCUACGCCCUGCACCCCGAGGACGCGAGCGAGCCCGACUGCUUCUCCAUCUCCGUGCCGCUCAGGCGCGUUCUAUACACUGGUCCCCAUACGACCGCGUCGGCACACUCGCCGCCGCCGGGGGACGACGACUCGUUCGACUUUGACCUGUUGCCCGCGUUGCCGCGUCCGCGCGGGUCGAAGACGAUCGCGAUGACGCACCCGUCGCUGUCGCGUCACUUCGCCGCGUACGUGAGCGACGUCGCGCGGGGCUCGGGCGUCGUCGUCGCGACCGCGAUCGAGGAGGCGGGGGGCGGGGUCGUCGCGCCGGACGACGAGUCGGACCCGGACCCCGGGGCGACGCUCGCGGCGGCGUGGCGUCGUCUGGGCGCGGACCCCGACGCGUUCCCGGUGCUCAUCGCGCCCGCGGACGCGUUCGGAGGCGGCGAGGGCGCCGGCGGCGGCGACGCCGGCGUCGGCGUCGCCGCGGCCGCGCGCGAGUUUCGCGACCUCGUGUGCGAGGGCGGGAGCAGAGCGUCCGGGGUGUUGGUGUGCGCGACGGCGGCGGCGACGGCGGACGCGAGGGCGGCGCUUCGCGAGCGAGACGCCGUCUCGGUCGUUCGCCGGCCGUGCACGACGCGCGAUCUGCACGCGGCGCUGCUCGCGUGCGUCAACGGCGCGCUCGCGAGAGCGCGCGUCGCGCGGCAGUCGUCCCUCGGUCAGAGCGGCGGCGGCGGCGGCGGCGGCGGCGGCGGAAGGAGAGAUUCCGUCGACGGCGGCGGUCGAAGAGCGUCGAUCGACAUCGAGGAGUUCGCGUCGCUCAGCACGUCGCGGUACAUGGGCGCGGGAUCCGGGAAGGAGGGGAGGUUGGAGAAAGGCGAGGUGCCCGCGACCGCGUCCGCGGCGUCCGCGUCGUCGCCGCUUCACAGCGACGACGAGUGGGCGACGCCGGUCGCGGCGGCGGAAAAGUCCAAGGAAAAGUCGCCGCCGCCGUCCAAGGAGAGCUCCGGGUCCUUCUCGGAGAUCCGACCUAAACCCGCGUCGAAGGCGACGAGCACCCUGAAGGACGACGAGCUCGACGGGUUAGACGUCCUCGUCGUGGAGGACAACCACUUUCAGCUGAGGAUAAUACGCGCGACGUUGCAGAACAGCGGCGUGUCGCUCGACGUCGCGUUGCACGGCGAGGAGGCGGUGGAUCGCGUCCGCGGGCGGAUCGACCGCGGGGAGAAGCUGUACGACUUGGUGCUGAUGGACUCGCAGAUGCCCAUCAUGGACGGCGCGACGGCGUCUCGAGAGAUUCGCGCGCUGGAGAAGGCGCAUCGGGAGGGUAAAAACGCCGCGGCCGCGGCCGUUUUAAAUCCAGAGACGAUGAUCAUCGUCGGUCUCAGCGCGGAGGCGGGGCACGAGUACGAACGCGAGGCGCGCGCGGCGGGGAUGGACGGCGCGCUCGGGAAGCCGUGCCGCCCGGAGACGAUGCGGAAGACGUUGAAGGAGGUACACGCGGGGCGGUGGAAGCGAGGGUCGUUCAACACCGCGGCGAAGCGCGCGGUGUCGCACUUCUAG
Messenger RNA from Micromonas pusilla CCMP1545, 3459 nucleotides. RefSeq lists its product as uncharacterized. The record is from RefSeq and is a predicted model, not a curated record. Lineage: Eukaryota; Viridiplantae; Chlorophyta; Mamiellophyceae; Mamiellales; Mamiellaceae. Gene Ontology annotation, cellular component: plasma membrane. The transcript has 2 exons. Bases 1 to 3459 code for a protein of 1152 amino acids. Gene Ontology annotation, molecular function: histidine phosphotransfer kinase activity; phosphorelay sensor kinase activity. Gene Ontology annotation, biological process: phosphorelay signal transduction system; protein autophosphorylation.